Odontomachus brunneus is the source of this 4274-nucleotide messenger RNA. It is a transcript of the gene Ada2b, whose product is annotated as transcriptional adapter 2B. Gene Ontology annotation, cellular component: nucleus; SAGA-type complex. Gene Ontology annotation, biological process: chromatin remodeling; regulation of transcription by RNA polymerase II. Gene Ontology annotation, molecular function: transcription coactivator activity; chromatin binding; zinc ion binding. Lineage: Eukaryota; Metazoa; Arthropoda; Insecta; Hymenoptera; Formicidae. The transcript is spliced from 10 exons. Bases 235 to 1758 code for a protein of 507 amino acids. The record is from RefSeq and is a predicted model, not a curated record.
ACGACGAAACAGUCGUAAACAAGACCUUUUCUUGUCGCCGUUGUUCAUUCGGUUCACACGCCUACGGGUAGAACGAGCGUCUCGCGGGGGAGAUCUCGCGAUUCUCUCCCGCGUUUUCACGCUAACCCGUGGAGAACAUGAGCGCGACGGCGUUACUCUGCGCCUCGUGAUACACGAUCUCAAGGUGAGCUGCUAUGUGCUGACGUCAACCGGGUCGUUCUGGAAGAAUCCUGCAUGACAAUGGCGGACUUGUACGCGAAGUACAACUGCACCUAUUGUCAAGAAGACAUUGCGGGCCUACGUGUUAAAUGCAUCGAAUGCCCCGAAUUCGAUCUCUGCUUGCAGUGUUUUUCUUCUGGUGCUGAAAUUGGACAUCACAAAAAUAAUCAUGCCUAUCAAUUAAUGGAUUCUGGUACUAUCAGUAUAUUCAAUGGCCGUGGGAAUUGGACAGCUAAGGAACAGCUUAGGCUUCUGGAUGCUAUUGAACAAUUUGGAUUUGGAAAUUGGGAGGACAUUAGUAAACAUAUCGAGACACGUUCACCGGAAGAGGCAAAAGAAGAAUAUAUUGCAAGAUAUCUUAAUGGUAAUAUCGGGAAACACACGUGGCCGCCUACAGAGAACUAUGUACCAAAUCUCACAGAUCAGACAAAGUCUGAUCAUGGGCCCUUGUCACCUGAUCUUACAUCAAAAUUACCACCAUUGGAUAUCACUCCGGAUGAAGCCGCCCAAUUGGGUUACAUGCCGCAACGUGAUGACUUUGAAAGGGAUUAUAACCACGAAGCCGAAUCUCUCGUUUCUUCGUUAUUCUUGAAUCCUGCUGAGGACGAUGAUCUUGACAUUGCACUUAAACUAGCACAAGUUGAUAUGUAUACCAAUAAUCUGCGCGAGAGAGCGAGACGAAAACGCGUCGUGAGGGAUUAUCAACUUGUGUCCACAUUCUUUGCGUCAUCCAGAAAAGACAAAGGAGUAAAAAAGAAACGAACAAAAGAAGAAAAAGAAUUCAGGGACAGAAUGCGUGUAUUCGCACAGUUUUACACAGCACAAGAGCACGAACAGUUCCUAACAAAUCUCGAAAGAGAAAGAGAAUUGCGUUUACGACUCUCUGAGCUGUAUCGAUAUCGCGAGAAUGGAAUUACAAGACACGAGGAAUGUGCUCAUUAUGAGCAGGUGGUUGCUCAAACUCAGAGACAGAACGACACAAUAGAUCAUUGGGCGGAGAAAAAAUCUGGCAGCAGUGGGCCGUCCACACCAAUACAUCGCCACACCUCAAAAAGAAGAGAAGAAGAAAAAAAUUACUCUUCAAUCGACCGAAAGUACACUAUAAAACAAGAAUUGCCCAGCAACUCCGCGGUCAAUCAAACCAGUCACAAUCGGACGACGACUCCAGCCAGUCAAUUGGUGGAAGCGGAUAGCAAUCCAAACACUUCCAGCCAACACUCUACUACCAGCUCCAAUUCUACACAAGAAAAAGGUUACAACGGCGGCACUGCUACUUCCGGAAAAUCUUAUUCAACCUCGGCAGAUUCUCCGCACGAAAGAGACAUAGAAUCGGAAGCGGCAUCUCAUCUUUUAACAAAACAAGAAAAAUCUCUGUGUAUGCAACUUGACCUAAAACCGACUCAAUAUUUGACGCAAAAGACAUUAUUAUUGCAGGAAUAUUUGAACGGUAACAGAAGAUCGAGUAUCGUGCCGCAAUCAGAACCAGAGAGCAGGAUUCUUCAUUAUCUGGUAACCAACGGUUUGAUCGCAGCCAAUUGAUAGAGCAUGUAAAACUUCAUUUUUACCAUUUUUUCCACUCUAAGUCAUCUCUUCUAAUCUUAUAAGACAAAUUCUAGAUAUAACUAGAGUUGAAGUCUGAUGUAAUUAGCGUGUAGGGCAGAUAAACGGAGGAAAAAACGAGAAAGAAUGCAAGCGUGCUUAGCAUAUUGUUAUGCUUUUGUUGUAUAUAUUCCUUUUUGCGCAAUAUUUUAAGUUACUGUUGCAUCACGUGAUUUAUCGUGCGAUACUCUGUCUCUUCUUCGAGAUAUAUUCACGAUCGGACGCUGGUUGGGAUAUAUUUGAUUAUGCGUUUAUGAUAAAUCCGGCGUUGCAUUUAAAAUCGAUUCUGACAGUGAUCAACCAGUCAGUGUUUAUAUAAGAAAAAACUGACCAAUAUUUUCUAUUUUUUUUCUGACCGUUCUUUUUCUUCAUAUUCAAGGCUAUAAACUAAAUUAUAAUGGAUAGUUUGAUUAACUAAAAAUAUUAAUUGAUGCUGUUAGAAUUGAUCGUUAAUACAUUAUAUUUUACUUAUAGCUUCCGAACGGUUGAACGCCGCGUAAGAGAAUCUCUUAACACUGCCUACGUAGAGCUAUUGAAUAUAUUGCUCAAUUAAUUCUUCCAUUACGUUACCUUCGUAUACAGAUUAUGUCCGUCGAGGACUCUCCUUUUGAUUUUAAAUGUUAUCUGUUACUAUAUUUGACAAUAAGGAAAUACUAAAAUUUUUAAACGUCCUCCGUUUCAGAAUUACGAAGUUAUCGCGGUACAGGAACCAAAUCAACUUAACAAAAUGCGUCUGUGCUUUUUGGAUCUUUGUAAUCGCAAUCGAUGUUAAAAAUACGGAAACCCUAAUUAUUUUCUCUUAUUAAUUAGAUGUUUAUCGUUAUUAAUUUAUUGAUAUACUAUAACAAAUGAUAAUUUUGGAGAUUAACACAGAUUAAUGACAAGCUAAUAUAGAGAAAAUUUGCUGGAUAAAUCGACUGACAUUUUAUAUAGUUAAAAUGUAUUUAUUGUGUAUCGUGUAAAUUACUUGCAUGGCAUGCAAUUAUCUACAUGAUUAUAUACGUAAUAGUAUCGCGUAUACUUUAUCUUAUAGUUUGAGAAUUCGUGAAAGAAAGAGAGAGAAAAAUGACCAUUUUUAUUGACGAGGAAUGAGUUAAGUAUUGCUAUAUGCGUUCAACAUCGAUAGUGUGUGUGAGAGAGAGAGAGAAAGAGAGAGAGUACGAUAUUAGGUGAUUUAUUUGUUGCCUAUGUAGAUUUUGUAUAUACAAGAAUAGAAAAAAAUGUAUUUUUAGUGAUAAUGUGCUCCAAAGCACAAAAAAACAAUAAUUUUCUUGGCGUGUAUCGAAUAUUGUCAUCUUUAUCCGCAGACAUAAAGGGCUGCGAGAAAAUGAUAAUUCUAAAAUUAAAAAGAAAAGAAACAUCUUUUGGUCAUGUGUGUGGAGAGAUAUGUUAAGUUUAACGAAAAAUAUGUCUUUAGGAAACCACACGUAAAAGUAAUUUUUUUUCUUUUGUCUUCAUAAUUUACAAAGAGUGAUUGGUAGCAAUUGUCGUUUCGCGAAAUAGUUAAUCGGAGAUUUCAUUCUUAAGUUUUAUUUACUUCUUAAAUAUAACACUAGAAAAUAGAAAUCGGUUACGUAUAGCUACGUAACGACGUAUUUUUAAGUAAUUUUAUGUGAGUCUUUCCUCCGAAAUCCUUGCACUUAUUGAAGAAUAAUGUAACGUUAAGUGGAAGUACGACAAAUUCUAUCUUGUAGAUCCUAAAAUUGUGUAAAUACGACAACAGCCUAUCUGUAUAUAAUAAGGUGGAUGAGGGCCGCGUGCGAGUCGGUGACAAAUUCUAUAUAUUGGGGGAUCUUUCGUUGAUAAUGCAGCAUUUGUAUAGUCGGGCGACGCCAAGACACAAAACGGUUCGCUGAUAUUUUCUAUAGGUAAUAAAACAAAUACCUCCGUUUAUUCGACUAUAUUUGACGACGUCAUUGCAUCGUCAACGGCUUCCUCCCGUGAGCGUUGAAGCGGCGUAUGCGUUCGAAGCAAGCGAGAUCAUUCGUUGAAAGCCUUGUGCUUGAAAGACUUGUAUAAAGUAUCGAUAUCGUAUCUUAGCUGUAGGGCUACGACAUCGAAAUACCAAGGCGUUCUUAGGGGGCGAUUUAGAUUGAAUAAAGAAUGGCACGGAGCAUAGAGUCGAUGGAAGAAAGGUCGCGACGCUUUGACCUUGAUGAAAUUUUGUACGCGUGCAAUAUCCAGAAAACUAUCGACGCGUCGCGAAACUCAUCGGAAGAAAAGGAAACAAGCAAGCGUCGCGACCUUUUUUUCUCUCCACUGCCUACAAUAGCUUCGAGUCACGAUGAAUUAUCUCUGCACGACAACCGACACCGCGUGCGGUACGUUUUACGCGCACUAUUUUCUCAAUAGAACAAAGAAGCUUUACAAUCUACGGAUUACGAUGUACUUGCGAUAGAAGGACGAAAGACAGUUGUCGAAUGUGCGAAAUAAACUGUGCGAUAUUUUCAUUUAAA